Hydractinia symbiolongicarpus is the source of this 1356-nucleotide messenger RNA. Its product is annotated as C-C chemokine receptor type 1-like. Gene Ontology annotation, biological process: G protein-coupled receptor signaling pathway. The coding region runs from base 1 to 1356 and encodes 451 amino acids. Gene Ontology annotation, molecular function: G protein-coupled receptor activity. NCBI's taxonomy places the organism in Eukaryota, Metazoa, Cnidaria, Hydrozoa, Anthoathecata, Hydractiniidae. The record is from RefSeq and is a predicted model, not a curated record. Gene Ontology annotation, cellular component: plasma membrane. The transcript is spliced from 5 exons.
AUGAGAAGAGAUAGUGUGUACAGUGAAUAUGAUCUACCACCGCUCCCUGCCAAUAAUGUGCAACAGUUUCUAGAAAUAGUGAUUUCAGUGUUUGAUUUGUUCAGACAAAAAAUGUUAGAGAAGGAAAAUAGCAAGAAUGUCUGUCAAAAUAAUAGCACAAUUUCUGCGGGUUACUAUCACAAGAACUUGGACAACAAUACACAACCAAUAUUAAUAGAAAGUGUGGAGGAUUUGUGUCGCUUUUUUAACAUCUCUAUGGUCUUCUGCUCGUGCAAGUUGUUCAGAAUAGGUAGUGAAAAUAAAAUAUUUGAUUCAAUUUGCGAACUCGAGUUAUAUUUAAAUUCUAGUUAUGUUAUAUUUACAAAUGACUUAUCAACAUCCAAAGAAAUUUCUUCAAUUUGUGCAUCCAGUUUCGGGAUACUUGGUAACGCUGCUGUAAUAAUAAACAUUUUAAGGAGGAAAGGACGCUUAAAAUCAUACAAAAAAAUCAUUUUACGAUUAGCUUGCUACGAUUUUAUAUUUGCACUGAUACAGUUUAUACACGUUUUACCCAACUUCUGGACGCAUGAAUGGCUGUAUGGCAACACUAUGUGUAAAGUACUGCGCACAUCUGAAAUACUAGGCUCCUACCUUGCCAUUGGAGUUAUUCUACAAGUCACUGUGGAACGGUAUAAUGGAAUCGUACGACCUUUAUAUCGAUUCGCAUCCACUGAUUCGCAUUGUGCUUUGGAAGUACUGAACAUUCUUUUCGGAAUGAUUUGCGUGUUACCAUUAUUUUUGCAAUAUCAAACAAACGAAUUUAAUAUUUGUCGAUUACAUUGGAGUAUCCAACUUUUUGACUCCUUAACGUAUGAAUUAUUUUCUUUUUGUGUUUACUUUGUGUUGCCAGUAACAACCAUGUCAGUUUUAUAUUUCAAAAUCUUUCGUGUAUUUAAAGCGUCCAUGCGAAAUGUAAUUCAUCCAAUGAGAAUACGAUUAGAAUAUAUUAGAAAGAACAAACAACGUGUCAAAAUGAUUUGUUGUGUAGUAGUCGCUUUCAUAGUGCUGGUGUUACCGAAACAUGUCAUGAGUAUUUACUUUGGUGUAAACGAAUGGUCGUACGAUUUACAUUUACACAAGAUGCAACAAGACAGAUACUUCUACCUGACACUGCUGGCGUAUAUUGCGUAUCCGAUACAUGUUGUUAUUAACCCAUUGUUAUAUAGCUUUUGUAGUAAAAACAUCAAAAUUUUUCGUGGAACAGAACAGGCAGGAACAGAACUAAACAGAAAAUUUUCUGCUGGUAUAUUCCACCUUACAAUUUUGCGCCCCUUAAGCACAGAAAGUAUAUAUACACACUUUGCGCAGUAUUCAUGA